AUGGAAUCAUAUGCUGAAAAAAGGGGAAAAGGGGUUGUUGAAAUGGUGAAUUUCUUGAAUUUUAAACAAGGUAAAGUUGUGAAAAUUGGGGAUCUUGUUUUUGGUAAUGUUUUUAAUGUUUUGGGGGAGAUUUGUUUUUCAAGAAAUAUGGUUAAGUUGGAAGAUGAGAGAGUUAUUGGUGAGAUGAAAGGGAAUAUUUGGAGGUUUAUGGAGUAUGGUACAACUCCAAUUUUAGCUGAUUUUUUUCCAAUUUUUGAUGGAGUUGUUGAUAUUCAAGGUAAAAAGAAGGCGGCAAAGAAGUGUCUUGAUAAUUUGUUUAAAAUUUGGGAAGGGAUAAUAAAGGAGAGAAGAGAAUCUUAUGUUGAAAAUAAUGGGGAUUUCUUGGAUUUAAUGCUUGCUAAUGGAUUUUCUGAUGAUCAAAUCAAUUACAUGCUUCUGGAAAUAUUUCCAGCAGGAACAGGAACAUUGACAUCCACAAUUGAGUGGGCAAUGGCUGAGCUAGUGAGGAACAAAGAAGUGAUGAAGAAACUCAACUCUGAACUUCAAAAUGGAUCAAUAAACUCAAACACCAUUCAAGAAUCAACAAUCUUUCAACUCCCUUAUCUAAAUGCUUGCAUUAAAGAAGUCUUAAGGCUACAUCCACCAAUAGCAUUUCUACCUCACUAUGCAAGUGAAACAUGUCAAGUUAUGAACUACACAAUCCCAAAAAGUUGUCUAGUUUUUGUGAAUCUUUGGGCAAUUGGACAUGAUCCAAACCUUUGGGAUGAUCCAUUUUCAUUCAAGCCAGAGAGAUUUUUGAACACAAAUAUUGAUUAUAAAGGUCAAGACUUCGAAUUCUUGCCAUUUGGUGCUGGAAGAAGAAUGUGUCCUGGCUUGCCCUUUGCUACAAAACAAAUGCAUUUGAUUUUGGCUUAUUUGGUUUAUCACUUUGAGUGGUCUCUUCCAAAUAAUGGUGAUCCUUUGAUGCUUGACAUGAAUGAACAAUAUGCUGUGCCAUUGCAGAGACAAAAGCCUUUGCUUCUUGUUCCUACUAGCAAGUGA
Molecule: messenger RNA, 1041 nt
Organism: Solanum verrucosum
Lineage: Eukaryota; Viridiplantae; Streptophyta; Magnoliopsida; Solanales; Solanaceae
Product: probable (S)-N-methylcoclaurine 3'-hydroxylase isozyme 2
Exons: 2
Coding region: 1-1041 (346 amino acids)
Molecular function (GO): oxidoreductase activity, acting on paired donors, with incorporation or reduction of molecular oxygen; iron ion binding; heme binding
Source: RefSeq, a predicted model, not a curated record